Saccostrea cuccullata (small rock oyster) is the source of this 1616-nucleotide messenger RNA. RefSeq names its product rhamnose-binding lectin-like. Gene Ontology annotation, molecular function: carbohydrate binding. The record is from RefSeq and is a predicted model, not a curated record. Lineage: Eukaryota; Metazoa; Mollusca; Bivalvia; Ostreida; Ostreidae. The coding region runs from base 81 to 722 and encodes 213 amino acids. The transcript is spliced from 5 exons.
ACAGGAACAUCUUUCUAAUCACUGACGUGCUGAUCCAAACUAAUUUAACUAGAGUGACUUUAAAGGUCAUUUUACUUAACAUGGGACUCCGGGCAGUACCUGUACAAGGGUUUCUUCUAUCCAUGGCGGUGUUCUGUGCGGGAUACCUCAUAACACAACCAAAGUGUCCACCAGGAAAACACGUUUACACUAACUGCACGGAUCCAUGUAUUUACAAUGGAUCUAUCACUCUGUGUGAGUCGAAGCCAAACAGCCAAUGUGUCCCAGACUACUGCGGCGCAUGCGUCACACGAUUCUACGAUGACACCGGGAAAGAAGUUCACUGUGAAAUUGAGUCUGGUAUUAUAUGUGAGCAGAAGACACACACCAUAAGUUGCCGUAAUGGACUUCUGAUUUACAUGACCGAGGCUAACUUUGGAAGAACGUCCAAAGAGAAAUGUCGGCACCCUUAUGCCAUUGAGCGUCUACACAACAGCACAAGCUGCCGAGCUCCAUCCUCUCUACACGUCAUACAGAAACUCUGUAAUGGCCGCCAGAGCUGUACUAUUACAGUAGAGAAUGAUAUGUUUGGGGCAGACCCGUGCUAUGGCAUCUACAAAUACCUGGAAUUCGAUUUCAAAUGUGUCUCUCAAGAUGAGAUUAGUCUCAGCAACAGUAACAAACCUUGUGUCUGCAUCAUAGGUUGUCUACUGCUGGUGUACAAAUUAUUGAAGAAACCUUAGAGAGAGAGAGGGGGGGGAUGAGCGAGAACAAGCAAGUUAUAAUAAAACAUUUGUUUAAACAUUUGUAUGGAACGUAAGAUUUAAAAAUUUAUAAAAACAUUGUAAUUGUAUAUUUUUCACAUGUAUUUAAGAAUUUUAAUAUAAUUGUAAGAUUGUGUAGUAGAGCAAUUUGCAAUCUUGUAAAAUUUGUUUUGUUUGUUGUUUUAUAUUCUUGUUGUUUAUAUUUUUUGUAAUAAAUAGUACUGUAGAGCAAUUAAAAAAAACCCCAGACAUUUACAUGCACUAUGCUUUGAAACACUGUGUGCGAAUCAAUUUUCAUUGAUCUAAUAAGGUUGCUGCAAUAUUGACCUGCAUUUUGUGUUGUGUGAAAACAUUAUCAAUUUUAAAACUUAAGUAGAAAAACAUGGUUAGGUUUUACUAAAGUUAAAAAAAUCUACUCUUUUCUAGAGAGACAAUUCAAUUGUUAUAAAUAUUUGCAUUUGUAAAAGGCAAAAGAAAUAAUUUUAAACAUGUAUAUAUACCUAUCUUAACACAUGUUCAAGAUAAAUAUUUCUGAUCAAUAUAUCCAUAAUAGCCUCUUAAGAUUCUCUUACAAAGAAGAAAAUUGAUUAACUAUUCAAAAAGAUGUACGAUCCAAUUUGUUUGCUCUAGAUGCAAGAGGCUUUGUAGUAAGUGCUGUACAAACAUGGAUAAAGCUUUUAUAUAGAUAUGCUAUGAUGAAUGUUUUAAGUUUAAAAGUUAAUUUCUUUUCACGUAUUUACUUCAAUGUUUAUAUCUGCAUGUUCAAGGACAUAUAGUAAGCAGUUUGGGUUUAAUUGGCACGUACUUGUGAGUUUAAUAUAACAGUUAUUGUAUAUGUGCGUUCUAGGUCCCAAACGCUUAAAAAUCAUCUGG